AUGAAUGAUCUCAUUUUGGAGCGCUAUUACAAAUUUUUAGACCAACAAAAAAGCCCCAAAAACAUUGAUGCGAAGACUAAAGAGGAGAUAGAAAAACUGGACGAGCUAAUGGCAAUCCAACUACUGAAAUCCGAUUUACGUGGGCCAGUAACUCGUCGAAAAACUCCCGCCAAAACAGCAUCAAAGGUUGUGAAAAAGAAAGUCAAAAGAACACCUAAUACAGCUUUCAAUGCGGAACACACGCUUUCACCACAGCUCCAACUGGUUCUAGGAGGUUCUCGUAUGAGUAGACCACAGGUGGUCAAGCAAUUAUGGGUAUACAUCAAAGCAAACGGUCUUCAGGACCCGGCAGACAAGCGGAAAGUGAAGUGUGAUGAAAAAUUGCAAGCGGUAUUUAAGAAACUGACAGUCGGUAUGUUUGAGAUGAAUAAGCUUUUAGGAAAGCAUCUAUUUAAGGACGACGAAAUAGUAGGAAAACGGAAUGAUUACGUGGUUUCGCUGGAAAGUGAGGACAUAAGUGAUAGAGAGCAGGGGAGUGAGAAGGACAGAAAAAGUGAGAAGGAGAUUGAAAGUGACGAAGAUGAAAUGAGUGAAGUGGAAGACUGA
Molecule: messenger RNA, 606 nt
Organism: Clavispora lusitaniae ATCC 42720
Lineage: Eukaryota; Fungi; Ascomycota; Pichiomycetes; Serinales; Metschnikowiaceae
Source: RefSeq, a predicted model, not a curated record